Hydra vulgaris (swiftwater hydra) is the source of this 843-nucleotide messenger RNA. Its product is annotated as putative Ras-related protein Rab-33. The record is from RefSeq and is a predicted model, not a curated record. Gene Ontology annotation, molecular function: GTP binding; GTPase activity. NCBI's taxonomy places the organism in Eukaryota, Metazoa, Cnidaria, Hydrozoa, Anthoathecata, Hydridae.
AGAUUUAUAUUUUGUCAACUGAGAAUCGCGCACUAAAAUUCCUCUUUUGAAUGGCGUAGCGACUCUCACACAAGGAGAAAAAUAUAUUAAAAUGGUGUUUUCUUUGAUUAUUUAAGUAUAUAAUAUGAGUUUUAAACAAAAUAAAGCUGAUUCUCAUCUUGCUGCCAAAACAUUUAAAAUUAUUAUAAUCGGAGAUGCAAAUGUUGGAAAAACAUGCUUAACAAUGCGGAUAUGUAAUGGUACAUUUCCACAGAAGACAGAAUCUACUAUUGGAGUUGAUUUUAAAGAAAAAAUUGUGAAAGUUCAAGAUGAGCUUAUAAAACUUCAGUUCUGGGACUCCGCCGGUCAAGAAAGGUUUCGCCACUCGCUCAUUCCGCAUUAUUACCGUAAUGUUCAUGCUGUUGUAUUUGUUUAUGAUGUUACAAAAAAAUCAUCUUUUCUAAAUUUAUCUAAAUGGUUGGAAGAGUUUCAGGUUAAUGUGAACGCUAAUUUAGAUAUUCCUCGGGUUAUUAUUGGAAACAAAUGUGACCUUCAUGCUAACAGGGAAGUAUCUUCUUCUGAAGCUAAUAUGGUAGCUUCAAAUUUUGGCAUUGAAUUGUGGGAAACGUCUGCAAAAAGUGAGUUUGAAGUUGAAAGAGUUGAACAAAUAUUCCAGAAUUUAGCUGAAACUUUGAAGUUUAAAUCAGCCACGGUCGAAUUUCCUCCCUCCAUGUCGAGAGUAAAUACCAUAGAACAAAGUAAUGGGCUAAAAUUAACAAGUUCUUCCUAUGACCUUUCAAGUUAUAAAAAUACUAGCAAGUAUAUUCAAGAAAAAAAGCAAAAAAAAUGUUGUGGCAGCUAGCA